Messenger RNA from Symbiodinium sp. CCMP2456, 1125 nucleotides. The record is from the annotation of a GenBank genome assembly. Lineage: Eukaryota; Dinophyceae; Suessiales; Symbiodiniaceae.
AUGGCAAUCCGCAUUAUGAUCGUUCCGACUUCGAUGCAAGAAAGACAAGCAGACAAAGUCAACAACAGUGUUUUGUGUAUCAGAAUAAAUUGCUUUGAACACGGGAGUGCUCUGCAGCUGCUGAGGCCACAGUUUUCGCCGCCACAGUCUUCGCCGCCACAACAACGACUGACUGGCGAAGCAGCGCCCUCACCCAAACCUGGUACUCAGUUCUUGUCACCUCCAAAGAUUGAGGCGGCAAACAAGGCAUCCACUUCUGGACAAACCGACGAAGAACGCCGGGUCUUGGAAGUGGGGGCGCACCCCGAAUUCGCCAACGUGGUGCUGCUUACCGCAGCUAACUAUGCAUACUUCGCCAUUUACCAGAACUGGCGAUGCAACGCGGAGAGACAUGGAUUGGAUUGGGCGGUUGUUGCCAACGACGAGGAGGCUUUUCAACAACUUGGCGCGGACAGAGCCCUGCUCGCGAUCGGCGAGAAGGUCAGUGGCAUGAACGGGUGGGGAAGUGCAAAGCUAGAUAGCGUGGGCCGGAACAAGAUGUUCAUGGUGCUCACGAUUAUGAGAGUUUCAGGUUUAGGAGUAGUAUUCACCGAUGCAGACAACAUGUUUCGUGGCGAUCCCUUUGCAACGGGUGUGCAUUUGGGAGAUCUGAUACGCUCUGAGAAAUACGACUACGUCUACCAGGAGGAGCUUGCCAAGGCACCCGACAAGGGCCACAUCGUCGAUCGGCAGCGCGAGGAAUCUUACCGGAAGCAUGGAGAACGUUUAGGAGCAGACCAGCCAAUCUUUUGGCAGGUCGUCCAGCUUCUGCGUUCGACCGGUGGCAAAGUUGGACCGGGGGGUUUCAAAUGUGUGAAGCUGUGCCAGCAGAGCCCGACCUGCCAAGCUCCCUUGGAAGACACUUUGCAGUACUGCUCCAUGAAUGCCUUCAUGCACCCCACCGGCUGGGAGGAACCACCGCCGGAGCGUGUCACCUACCACGCAAACUAUGCUGCCAACAACGACAAGAUCGCAAAGCUGGAGAAAGCCGGGCUUUGGGGUGCUUGGUCAGAGAAAGCUGGGCGCUGCCAGUCCUUCAACCUCCCAGCUGGCAUCUUCGCCUUCGCUACCCCGGUCUUCUCCUGA